GGGGACACAAGUGUAUUUCACAGUCUGUAAGUUACCCAGUUGUACACCUCCUAUGUGUCUGUCCAUGCAGUGCUGACUUCCCCAUACAAGAAGGUUCAAUAAGCCCAGCAGUGCUGAGUUCAGUCCCUGAACUAUAAAAGACUUCAUGGAUGACUGGACAUUGGAGUGGCUCUUUGUCUUUUGAGAGGCAAAGGCCUCAGUUCAAGUGUCCUAUUGACAUGUAAAUAGAGGGAUGGUAUAUAUGGGAAUUCCAUCAGUGGCAGCAUUACAGCAACAAACUCUUGUGCCUUGUGUAGUCCAAGUCUCCUUCUCCUCCACCAUGGUGACCCACACAGAGUCCAGAGAACCCAGCAGCUUCAGGAAGGUUUCUAAACCAUUGAUGGAAAAGAAGAGACGAGCCAGAAUCAAUGUAUCCCUAGAGCAGCUCAAAUCUCUCCUGGAGAGGAAUUAUUCCCAGAAUAUCAGAAAACGCAAACUGGAGAAAGCCGACAUACUGGAGCUAACCGUGAAAUAUCUGAAGACCCUUCAGAGUUCAGUACAAGCAGCCGGUCCCAUCUUCAGGAGUGCCGACUACCAUGCUGGCUUCAGGAAUUGUCUGAACAGCGUCAGCCAGUUUCUAAUAAAGUCAGAGGAAUAUGUCCCCCCUUCCUCUCUGGGUCUAAUCCAAGACGUGUCCUCACUUCAUCCUUCUUCUAAUGGAGCCGGGUUCAGGACCAAGGACAGCAGCAUCACCUGCAGUGCAGCAUCCAAAACUGUCAUCCCCCAGGACCACCAGCUCCCUGCCAACCUGAGCCAACCUGGUGCCAUCAACAAACCCACUAAGCUCAGGACAAUGCCACACCAGCCACUGCCAUGCCAAACAAACAACAGUUCCCCCCAAGCUCUGUCACCGAGCCUUAGUCCCAAUGUACUGGCUGCUCCAGACCAGAGCGUAUGGAGACCCUGGUGAAAGCGCAGCUACAAAGACUAUAUAUAUAUCUAUAGCUCCCUAGGAGAGAGAAGAACAUGUUCUUUAUAAGAAUAUAAAUUAUUUUGUAUAUGCCAGACAUAGGUUCCACAUUUGUUUGUCUAAUUGUGUAGAUUACAAAGGCUUUUAUUUAUAAGAAUUGUGCAUUUUAUGCCGGUUUUCACAAUAAAUUUUAUUUUUUACAGAA
This is a messenger RNA of Rana temporaria (common frog), 1154 nucleotides long. RefSeq names its product hes family bHLH transcription factor 3 (gene HES3). The record is from RefSeq and is a predicted model, not a curated record. Gene Ontology annotation, cellular component: nucleus. Bases 233 to 949 code for a protein of 238 amino acids. Lineage: Eukaryota; Metazoa; Chordata; Amphibia; Anura; Ranidae. The transcript is spliced from 4 exons. Gene Ontology annotation, biological process: regulation of transcription by RNA polymerase II; anterior/posterior pattern specification; regulation of neurogenesis. Gene Ontology annotation, molecular function: DNA-binding transcription factor activity, RNA polymerase II-specific; protein dimerization activity; RNA polymerase II cis-regulatory region sequence-specific DNA binding.